AUGUUCUUUGCAAAGGUCAAAUGCGAGUUCUACUUGCCUAAUUCGACUCACGAGUUGGUUCCUCCCCCGAGCGCCGGUAGAUCGGGCAGAACCAGCAAUAACUGGACAAGCUCGACCCAACCUUCGAAUGGAGAAUUGCAUAAGCCUAUUAGUCACCAAGACAGGGCUAGUCCCAUAAUCUCAACAUCUGCUGCUGAUGAAAAUAUUCCUGAAACUACUACGGCUAUUUAUAAUGUUGCUACCCCGGUCGCAGAUGACGUGGCUACUAACCUCACAUGUAAUACGCCUUCACUUCUAAGUCAACCUCCUGUUUCGAGCACCAUUUUUAACCUAUCUAGUUCCCCCACACCUGGCUGUGAGUCUCGAGUGAAUGCCAAUCUACCAGCAACAACUGAUAAUUCUCACUGGUCCUCAUCACGAUUGGACUGCGAUUCCUGUCCUAAUUCACAGCAGAUGCACUAUUAUUGUUCCUUGGCGUUACCGGGCGCUGAACAGACUUUUGGCCCGAUCACCGUUCGCGUGUUGUCUCUAGAGCACCAAGAGGGCUAUAUUGCACGUCGUUUAUUAAUGAAGGUGAGUUUCCUUGAUAUUGGCUGCACUAAUUGCUUUAAAGACAAAUAA
Molecule: messenger RNA, 621 nt
Organism: Protopolystoma xenopodis
Lineage: Eukaryota; Metazoa; Platyhelminthes; Monogenea; Polystomatidea; Polystomatidae
Source: the annotation of a GenBank genome assembly